AUGAAGGCUCAAUACUCUACUCAGUCUCGCAUUACAGUAGCCAAUCCUGUCGUUGAACUCGAUGGCGAUGAAAUGACUCGAGUCAUUUGGGCCGACAUUAAGUACAAACUCAUUUUACCAUAUGUCGAUUUGGAUAUAAAAUAUUUCGACUUGGGCAUGGAACACCGUGAUAAAACGGAUGAUAAUGUUACUGUGGAAGCUGCUGAGGCUAUAAAGAAAUAUAACGUGGGCAUUAAAUGUGCAACCAUCACACCAGAUGAGGCUCGCGUCAAAGAAUUCAAUCUCAAGCAAAUGUGGAAAUCUCCCAACGGCACUAUUCGUAACAUUUUGAAUGGUACUGUCUUCCGUGAACCCAUCAUUUUGAAUAACAUUCCACGUAUUGUACCUGGUUGGACAGAGCCUAUUGUAAUUGGACGUCAUGCCUUUGGUGAUCAGUAUCGCUCUACUGAUUUUGUUACUAACCAGGCGGGAAAAUUUGAAAUGGUUUUUACUCCUAAAGAUGGCUCUGAAGCUCAGAAAUGGACAGUUUUCGACUUUCCAGAGAAUGGUGGUGUCGGUAUGGCCAUGUAUAAUACUAAUGAUUCUAUUGAAGGAUUCGCCCACAGCUGUUUCCAAAUGGCUCUUACCAAAAAAAUGCCUCUUUAUCUAAGCACAAAGAACACAAUUUUGAAGAAAUAUGAUGGAAGAUUUAAAGAUAUUUUCCAACAAAUUUACGAAGCCACCUAUCAGAAAGAUUUUGAAGAGAAGGGCUUGUGGUAUGAGCAUCGAUUGAUUGAUGACAUGGUAGCUCAAGCCCUUAAAUCAAAAGGUGGAUUCGUAUGGGCAUGUAAGAAUUAUGACGGUGAUGUUCAAUCAGAUAUCGUAGCUCAAGGCUAUGGCUCUUUGGGGCUGAUGACUUCUGUUUUAAUCACCCCUGAUGGUAAAACAAUGGAAGCAGAAGCAGCUCAUGGUACAGUCACUAGACAUUAUCGUGAAUAUCAAAAGGGUAAUCCCACAUCUACAAACCCUAUCGCAUCUAUUUUCGCUUGGACUAGAGGCUUAGGUCAUCGUGCAGCUCUUGACGAUAACAAACAGUUGAAGAAGUUUUCCUCUGAUCUUGAAAGGGCUUGCAUUGAUGCUGUUCAGAGGGAUAACGUAAUGACGAAAGAUCUAGCAUUAGCUAUUCAUGGCAGAAAUCUAAAGCCUGAGCAUUAUGUUACUACUGGUGACUACAUGAAGCGCGUUAAAGAAAACCUUGAACAAUUGAGAUCUGCUUAA
Molecule: messenger RNA, 1257 nt
Organism: Mycotypha africana
Lineage: Eukaryota; Fungi; Mucoromycota; Mucoromycetes; Mucorales; Mycotyphaceae
Product: isocitrate dehydrogenase [NADP]
Exons: 6
Coding region: 1-1257 (418 amino acids)
Biological process (GO): isocitrate metabolic process
Cellular component (GO): mitochondrion
Molecular function (GO): isocitrate dehydrogenase (NADP+) activity; magnesium ion binding; NAD binding
Source: RefSeq, a predicted model, not a curated record